CUCGUGAGGUUAACCCUCCCAACCUCCCCUCAUGGCACUCUGGAUUUCCCUGCAAAUCCUCGAACAUACGGAGAGAGUGACAAGCAUGUGACCAAUAUGUGACCAACUUUCGCGCCAAAAGAUAGGGGAAAGGGAGACAACUGGGCGCGACCCUCCACACCUUCACAAGUCCAAGUGUUAGCAGUGGGUGACACGUCGGUGUCACUACAGUGGGUCUCAGGCUACAACGGUGGAGCAAACCAGACGUUCAUGUUGAAGUACAACUCAGAGACACACCCAAAUUGGUCAAUAUGGAGAGAUGACAUCAAUGAUCCUGGAAGAGGGACAUUGGUCAAGGAAGACGUCCUUUCGCUGACACCGGCCAUUACCUACCAGUUCCAUUUAUACGGAGUCAAUGUCUACGGUGAUGGGGAAGGCGUCACCAUCAUUACAACUACAUCAUCGUCCGGUAAAUUUAGACUAGCUGUAGGCCUUGGAACUGCUGCUGGAGCCAUCGUAGUCAGCAUCCUGGCCAUCGGCUGCAUCUUAUUGAAACGGACUUCAGGAAAACGUGAGAUAACCAACGCACCUGCAGGUGAGACAUGUGACAAUGUGUAUACAGAUUCAGUUCCACAGACGCAUUGUCAGGAUGCUGAAUCGGGUCGUGUAGAAAUGGGGAGAAAGCAAUGGCCGGAAGAUGCAGAAACAAACCUCUAGUGCAACACAGGAGAGCUGACCAGUGAGUCCAUUUACAUGAACACCCUAUGACAAAACAACGUGCAGAUUACAGAUCUAAGCUGCUGUUGAUUUCAUUAGAUUUAUAUUGCAUGAACUCAUAAUAUGAUAGUUUAGGUGCUUUUGUAUAUUCCCUGUGAUAUAUAGUUGUUGAUACUGUUGAUUCAGCAGAUGUGUUGUUCAUAUACAUGUACGUUAGAAUUGGCGUUUCCAUGGUGAUGCCAAGAAACCAUCUACUUGAGUCGGUUUUGCUUUGCUUGUAAUGUAUACAGUGCACUUUGUAGCAUGAAAUUUGAAUAUUAGCAUGAGUCGUUAGCUAUAAAUAUACCUGAUGUAUGUAAUGAUAGUAACAAAAAACAAAUUAAUCAAGUUUGAAAUCAUUUAAAGUCAAGUCACAUAUGGGGUAGCCAUUGAGGUUCGCUUGUCGUGACGAAUACCCGGGUUCGAUUCCCCACAUGGGUAUAAUGUGGGAAGCCCAUUUCUGGUGUUCCCCGCCGUGAUGUUGCUGGAAAAUUGCUAAAAGAGGCGUAAAACAAACUCACUUACUACUCACUCUCAGCGGAUUGACUACUAUAGAAAUAUUCUGAAUAUAUUGAUUAACUCUCAACUGAAAGUUCAGUUGGAUUCUACAACUGAUUUUCCCCCAGUCAUACAUCCAAAUCCAGCGGUCUUCAUUGUUUAUUCGAAAACUUUUGAACUUUUGAUUCUGUCAAUAGAAUAUAUGGCAUGUGUUAUAUCAUCACGUUUAUAAAGUUUAAAAUGUAAUUCAGGACAACAACAGCUGUUAAGAUACUAUAAGUAGGCUGGAAAACGUCCAUGUGAUGAUAUCGUACUGAAAACCUAACAUGCUACUGACCACUGAUGGAAUGAUAUUAUCUUUAAGUAUGAUCAAAAUCAACUCAAAUACUUAUUCGCAAAGCUAGAAUUCACUUUGUCCUAAACAACCGUUGCAGAGUUUCUGUUCCACCUUUCUCUUUAAAUGUGUGAUUCUCAGAUAAAACCUGUAUUUCAUGUAGAAUAUUGUAAUGGCGUUGGCAAAUCCUCUACUGCUGCAGCCAGCUUUAGUUAAUGUGUCGGUGUAACCUGUGUUGUUAUUUCCUAAACACAAGAAUUGUAUAUUUAUGCUAACGUACGUGUGUGUGUGUGUUAUUUUAUUUUAUUUUAUUUUAUUUUAUU
Molecule: messenger RNA, 1890 nt
Organism: Haliotis rubra (blacklip abalone)
Lineage: Eukaryota; Metazoa; Mollusca; Gastropoda; Lepetellida; Haliotidae
Exons: 6
Coding region: 250-696 (148 amino acids)
Source: RefSeq, a predicted model, not a curated record